Cydia pomonella (codling moth) is the source of this 1897-nucleotide messenger RNA. RefSeq names its product serine/arginine repetitive matrix protein 1. The record is from RefSeq and is a predicted model, not a curated record. Gene Ontology annotation, molecular function: protein binding. Bases 220 to 1824 code for a protein of 534 amino acids. The transcript is spliced from 10 exons. Lineage: Eukaryota; Metazoa; Arthropoda; Insecta; Lepidoptera; Tortricidae.
UGCUCCAUUGGGAUUAAUUAAUUAAAAGUACCGAAUUGUUUUCGGUAUUUUCGAUAACAUUGUAUGUUAUAAGAAAAAAAAAAUAGUUUAUGAUUAAUGUCAUGGUGAUUAGGCACGAAAUUUGAAUUAUUUCAACUUUUUCAUGUGACGUGUUAAUUAAAUUAUCAAUAAAUGUACAAAAAAAUUUUAAAUUGUUCGUGUUGAAUAUUUCAACUUGCAAUGGUGCAGUCGAAGCUUAUACAAAGAAUGAGCAGGGCGGGGACGCCGCGCAGCGGGCCAUACCGCGUGACGUGUCCGUCGCGACUCGUCUCCGCCGACCUAGAGGGCCGCCCGAGGCGGAGUGAUCUGUGGCGCGUUACAGUAAAGUCGGAGGACGAGGAAGAGGACGUCAUCGACCUCGGGGCGCCACGCAAAGUCCGUGCUGCGCGCUGCGUGUCGGGUGCUGCUGCCCCGCGCGCGCCCCGCACGUACACGCCCAACCCUCGCCUGUACCCAGGCCCGCAGAAGAGUCAAGGCCAAACUAAGCAAAAACGCAAAAAAUGUGGGCAGCGUAGUCACAAGAGCGUAACAUAUCGGCGCCCGGUACCAAACUCGCGUCUGUACCGGCCCGCGCCGCCGAAACCACUCCCUCCCCCAGCGAAUCCCCGAACCGUCUGGCACCCCCCAGUACAGGGAAAGCUAGAGACAGCUUCCCGCGCCGCGCUGCGCCUCAACGGGAUCUGGUGGUCGGAUCAGUCGGAAACAUCAGUGCCUACGCUACCUGGGUCGCCGCCUGUACUAAAAAAGCUUAGUGCAAUCCGCCAGAGGCCGUCUUCAUCACCGACUCAACUUCGGAAGCUUAUUGUAAAGCUACCAGCGGCGGCGGGCGACGGGAACCCAAGCGAGCCGUGUUUGCGCUACCGUCCCACUAGUCAACAUUUCCGUGACCGUGAGCUAGGGUCGCGGGACUCGACGCCGACGGGCGGACGCGUGAUUCAGCAGUCUGCGCGAGGCAACAUGGAGGCCACGCCGAGACAUUCCACCAGUCCUGAAGACUGCUCGGAAGGGAAUGAUUCGCAGUCUGCGCCUAGCGAGUUUCUUGCUGAGUUCCUAUCAGCGAUAAUGCGUCGGCAAUACGCCGAGGCGCUGAAGUACUGCCGGCUGAUCCUCCAAUACGAGCCGCGCAACGCCACAGCGCGCGGCUUCUACCCGUUGCUUCAACAGAAGCUGGCGCAGCAGAGCCCAAGAACCAGCGACAAAACCUCACCGCCUAGGACUCGGUACCAGCGCUCCAGAGCUAGCCGCUCCCCUGACUUAGGAGGCGCAUCUAGCGGUGCAAACUCCGGAGCAUCUUCACCCGUACCACAAGGUCUUUUACCACAUGAGGUGAUGGAACAGGAAGCGGACUCGCUAUCUUGUUCAGAGCCUCGGCCCGGCAGCGCGGGCAGCAGCGAGCGAAGCGAGGCAGAACCUGGCCUAGGCUCAGUUUCUUCGCAGUCUUCAUUAGAGUUGGAUUCUUCAGCCGCACAGUCCUCACCCAGCCUGUCGCUCAGCCGCCGCACUGACAGCGCGUCGGCGUCGGGCACGUGGGACAGCUCGGGCUCGGGCGCGCGCGACGACAACGGCAACCCCGCGCCACCGCCCGCGCCCGCGCACAGGAACACCAGCUCACCCAAAUCAUACUUGUGCGACGCGGAGAACAACCAGCCCACCGUGUCCGCCGCGGGCCGCUCGCCGCGCCGCGCCGCCCGCGCCGCGCGCGCUCCGCCGCUCACCUUGCAGAGCGAGCAGUCCACGGAGUCGCUCCGCCGGCUGCGCGCGCAGUUCACCUGCUCCAUCAAGUGAGCCACGUCGGCCCCAUCGUCUUGUACCACGUCUGUAAUAUAAGUUACCGCUGUACUAAACACUGUGUACUGUA